Cucurbita moschata (crookneck pumpkin) is the source of this 3264-nucleotide messenger RNA. RefSeq names its product transcription factor MYB3R-1-like. The record is from RefSeq and is a predicted model, not a curated record. The transcript has 12 exons. Gene Ontology annotation, cellular component: nucleus. The coding region runs from base 385 to 3063 and encodes 892 amino acids. Gene Ontology annotation, biological process: regulation of DNA-templated transcription. Gene Ontology annotation, molecular function: RNA polymerase II cis-regulatory region sequence-specific DNA binding; DNA-binding transcription factor activity, RNA polymerase II-specific. NCBI's taxonomy places the organism in Eukaryota, Viridiplantae, Streptophyta, Magnoliopsida, Cucurbitales, Cucurbitaceae.
CUCUCUUUAUUAGUACCUCUAUUCUUUUGUUUUGGCGCCUUCGUUCGUUCUUCUUAUCAAAUUUCUGCUCCUUGACUUCUCCAUUGGAAUUCUCUAAUGUGUCCUGUUUUUAAUCGCUGCAUCGAUUUUCUGUUCUCGAUUAAUCUGCGCUUCGUCGCUCGACGCUGAUUUCGAAAAUUUCAGAUGAAAUGGUAGAUUUUUCUAUAUAUGAAUAAUAUAAUGGUCUGGAUAGCGUUCUUUAUAACAAGCCAUUGCCGAGUAGGAAUAAGGAUAUUAUGCAUUUUCCCCUACAUGUCAAGGAGUUAUGGAAGGUGAUAAAACCAUCUCAACACCUUCGGACAAUCCUGAGAUUGGAGAUCAGAGGAUACGUGCUCUCCAUGGAGGAUGUUUAGGAGAACCAGUGGCCCUACAAGACGUUCAACCAAAGGACACUGGACACCGGAAGAGGAUGAAAUUUUGCGGAAAGCAGUUGAUCAUUUCAAAGGCAAAAACUGGAAGAAAAUAGCUGAAUGUUUCAAAGACCGGACUGAUGUACAAUGUCUGCAUAGGUGGCAAAAGGUUUUAAAUCCCGAACUUGUCAAAGGUCCAUGGUCUAAAGAGGAGGAUGAAACUAUUGUUGAACUGGUGAAUAAAUAUGGACCAAAAAAGUGGUCCACAAUUGCAAAACAUCUACCCGGACGAAUUGGUAAGCAAUGCCGAGAAAGGUGGCACAAUCAUCUUAAUCCUAAUAUAAACAAAGAAGCAUGGACCCAAGAAGAGGAGUUAGCUUUAAUUCGCGCCCAUCAAAUUUACGGGAACAGAUGGGCAGAGCUAACAAAGUUCUUACCUGGAAGGACAGACAAUGCUAUAAAAAAUCAUUGGAACAGUUCUGUCAAAAAGAAAUUGGAUUCUUACUUGGCCUCAGGCUUGCUCUCACAACUUCAGGAUCCAAUUUCUGUUGGACAACCCAACCAACUUCUUGCUUCAUCUUCAAAGGUGCUUGGUAGUGGAAAUGACAGUGGCUCGUAUGGAAUGGAAACAGAGGAGAUUUCAGAGUGUAGUCAAGAUGCAACAGUUGCCGAUAGCUUUAUGAUUGAUUCAGCAUGUGAAACUCUGCAUAUGAGAAAGGAAGUUCAAUUAAUUGAGGAUUUGGGGUUGGGUAAGGAGCAAAGUUCCAGCCCAAUAUCCUGUUCUGAACCUUACUACCACCACCACCCUGCCAUGGAAGAAAUAACUUGUCCCAUAGCUGAGUUUGAUCAAGAAGUGGGUCACUGUUUGUCACCUUCAGAGAAAAAUCCCUCGCAUGAUUGUAGAACAACUUCAAAUAGGGAGUACCAAUGUCAUUUGAAUGAGUUUCCUAACAUCUCUUCGUUACAAUUGGAUAAAGAAGCACCCCAGUUUGAAGCAAUUGGUACUGGGAUGGGCGAAAGCCAUGGAGCUGGCAGUUCUUCUCAAAAUCCUUCAAUGGUAAAAGGAGCUACGGCUUCUGUCCAAAUAGAGUGCAGGUUUAUAUCUGACGAUGAGUUUUGCAGGGUUCUAUUCUCAGAUUCAAAAAGUGACCAAUGCAAUCUGUCUAUUAAUCUUAAAAAAGGCUCUUACGUACCUGAAAUGUGCGAUUUCGAAGUUCCAGUUCAAUCCUUGGGCACACGAAAAGUGGAAAAUAACCAUUCUUCAGCUUCCCAAGUAUAUGAUUAUCCUUCAGGAUCGGAUGUGCAGGAAAAAUAUUUGUUGCCUCAAUCCUGUAUGCACAUUCCAUCCGUGGUUUCUGUUAAUAAUGAAAUGAUUUUAUUAGGUGGUAGUGGAUCCAAUAAGCUCUUCGUAGGAGCCCGAGAACACGAAUGCAUAACUAGCCAAGAGAAUGGAUUCGUCUAUGAUGCUGGAACAUCCAGGCCUUCCUGUUUUCAUGUGACAGGUAACCCAGAAAUGCAAGAACAAAGCACAGGGACUUGUUCCCAUGAAAGACCAAAACCACAUAAUGAACAUCUAGACUCAGGAGUUCUAUGUUAUGAGCCUCCUCGUUUUCCAAGUUUAGAUGUUCCCUUUUUCAACUGUGAUCUCAUACAAGCUGGAAGUGAAAUGCAGUACAGCCCACUUGGUAUACGUCAGUUGAUGAUGUCUUCUCUAAACGGUGUUACUCCAUUUAGAUUAUGGGAUUCUCCAUCUCAUGAUACUAGUCCAGAUGCUGUACUUAAAAACGCUGCCGAAACUUUCUCGAGUACUCCAUCCAUAUUGAAGAAACGGCAUCGCGAUUUUCUGUCUCCUCUUUCUGAAAGAAGAAUUGACAAAAAACUUGAAACCGUUGUGACAUCCAGAUUGACAGAAAACUUCUCACGUUUGGAUGUUGUGUUCAAGGAUGGACCAGAAAGUACUGAAGAUAAAGAAAAUAUGCAUAGUACGUUUGAGAAGAAACAAGGGACUGCUGAUGUCCAGAUAUGCGUUCAAUCCACAGCUGAAAUUGUGGCUUCUGGAGUCCUGGUUGAACAUGAUGCCAAUGAUCUGCUACUCCAUUCUGUUGAUCAAAACACUCUCAGUUCAAGUGCAAGAAUUAAGAAACGACACUCUUCCGAGAAUUUACAUGGACCGAGCAGCACUCCUAAUUACUGCAAGAAUCAUCCAGAAAGCGAUUCGGUCGCAACAAUGUGCGAACUCCCGGUCAUUUUAUCGGCUUCUGUUAAGAAGACGGAUGAUAAUCGUCCGCAGAUUGCCACCACCGGAAUUGCUUCAUUACCUGGUGAAACUCCAGUUAAGAGAAGUAUUGAUUCCCCUUCGGCUUGGAUGUCACCUUGGUUCUUCAAUUCCUUCCUGCCCGGUCCAAGGAUCGAUACAGAAAUCUCGAUCGAGGACAUUGGAUAUUUUUCUAGCCCCAAGGAAAGAAGCCUUGAUGCAAUUGGGUUAAUGAAGCAAGUGUGCGAGCGAACGGCAGCUGCCUGUGCCAGUGCCCAUGAAGUGUUGGGAAACGAAACUCCAGAGACACUACUCAGAGGAUCGCGCAUGAAGCAUCGCCAUUGUGAUGAAACUGUUCUGGCGGAAUGUCGGACGUUGGAUUUCAGCGAAUGUGGCUCUCCAGGUGAAAUGAGCACAUGAAAACUACAUAUAGCAAGUCCCCCGACUUAUCUUCUCAAUGGCUGCAUAUAGCAAUUUAUUGGUACCAACUUCAACUCGCCUUUCAAUUUUCCAAUGUCUUUUAGUGUAGUAAUAUCAUCAAUAAUCAAUGCCAUUUAAACAAGAUACUAUUUGUAAAUUUGAAUGAUAUGAUCAACUUUAAAAGCCUUUCAUCAAGGCAUA